This is a messenger RNA of Arabidopsis lyrata subsp. lyrata, 677 nucleotides long. RefSeq lists its product as uncharacterized. The record is from RefSeq and is a predicted model, not a curated record. Lineage: Eukaryota; Viridiplantae; Streptophyta; Magnoliopsida; Brassicales; Brassicaceae. The transcript has 2 exons. The coding region runs from base 115 to 432 and encodes 105 amino acids.
AAGAAGAGUCUCCCCCUAAAAGAGCUAAAUUAUUAUUCUGCAGAAGACGCGUCUUCUUCUUCUUCUUUGGUAGAAAUCAGAAGCGAAGAAGAGAUCAAAUCAAUCCGAUCGGAGAUGGGUUGUUUCAGUUGCUUCGACGGAACCCAAAAGGAACAGCGUAAGGAAGAAGAGAGACAAGCCUCCGCCGAAGCUCGCGCCAGAGCCGCCGAAGCUGCCCAGCGACGGAAAGAGCAGUUUGAUAAGUCUGCAGCUGGAAGAGCUGCACAAGCUCAAUUACAACAAAUGGAUAAACAAUCUGCAAAUAUUAACAAAGGAGAGCCUGUUCUUAAGGUUUCUUUUACUACUUUCCUCUGCUUUAUUAUUAUGUAUCAUCAUCGAGUUAAAGUUUUCUUAUUUAACUUUAUCUUUGCUAUGACUUGCAGUGGCAAAUGACGUAGUGAUGAGACUGGGAUUUGAAGGAAUCGAAUUGUGAGAUUGGUUCAUUGUAAAUUGUGUGCUUUCUCAAUGUUUGCAAGACCUUUAAAUAAGAAUGGAAUGCUUAUUUCUUCUUAUUCAUCUGAUUAUCAUUUUACUUUGCAAAACAAAAACAAAAACAGGGUACAAUGUCUGUUUUAUUGUGAGCUCUGGACUAACUGUUCACUGUAUGUCUGUAUCCAAUAAAGAGUUGUUUAGAGCAA